Molecule: messenger RNA, 2155 nt
Organism: Drosophila santomea
Lineage: Eukaryota; Metazoa; Arthropoda; Insecta; Diptera; Drosophilidae
Gene: Sse
Exons: 7
Coding region: 78-1982 (634 amino acids)
Biological process (GO): proteolysis; meiotic chromosome separation
Cellular component (GO): cytoplasm; centrosome; nucleus
Molecular function (GO): cysteine-type endopeptidase activity
Source: RefSeq, a predicted model, not a curated record
UAUCGUUAUCGGUCGCAGAGGAGUAGCGAAUUUGCGGACUCGAGUUUGAAAAUAAACAAUUAAAUAAAUACAAGGAAAUGCUGGAAACCGGUGGUGAGGCUGAGGUGCUGACCGGUUUCACCAGUGCGGAUGUAGGCCCCGAGGCAAAGGAAUACAAUUUACUGCGCGCUGAUGAGGAAUAUCGCAAUGGCAAUGUGGAGCACUCAAUUUACUACCAGGUUAAGGCCCAGUUCCAGUCCACCGAUCUGCGUUACCUUACCGAAUCGGCGGAACUGGAGAAUCAGCGUCCCACCACAGAGGAGCUGAUCAAAUCCGCCUCUAAACUGGAGAAACAGGACUACAAAAGCAAAAAAUUUCUGCAGAACAUCAUCAAGUAUCUCCAGCGAAUGGAGCAGGAGAAACCGCCAAAAAAGACAAGUAACGAAAUACCGGAGUACCUGGACUUUCUGGAGGACGUGCAGGAUCCUACUGAAGGUCUAACUCGCAUCACAGAUAAAUGUAAUAGUUUGCCCCAAGAGUGGUGUGUCGUCCAGCUCUGCAAGAGCUUCAAUCCCGCCACCACCUACUCUGUUUUCAAUGAGAUAAUUGCCAGCGAUGGAGCAAUAUAUCUCACUUUGCUCCGACACUGCAGAAGUCCCCAACUGGGACCGAUUUGCCUGAGAAUUUCCAGCGAAAAUAUGGUCAAUCUCUAUCGGGAGUACAGCACUCUGGUGGAAAGAUUUAGGCGCGUGGUAACCGUGGAUCCGCUUAACAUGAAAGGUAAAGAGGCUAAGCAGAAGUAUUGGGAGGAGCUGAAUGCUUUUGACACAUUUCUGCACAAACUUAUCGCUGACUUUCGGGACAUUAUAUCUCCCUAUUCCUUUCUGUUCUUUGGCAAGAGAUAUGACUGCACUGUUGUCCAAAAACAAACCAAUACCACCUACACUCGUGUUGACGAUUUCUGUCUAGUCAAUCAAUGGGGUUCCCACCAACGUGUUUUGCUUUCCCAAGCGGCUCUGCAUGCCAAUCGACUGAGCGCCGCAGAUCUCAAACUAAUCUGCUAUGAACUGUCCAGCAACGAAAACGAGAUCCAGUCGGCGUAUGACUUGCUCAAGGGCUUGGCCAGUGACUGGACAGAAGUGGAGGAGCGCCAACCUCUGGCAAGCAGAAGAUUUCCCAUCAUCCUGGUGGUCGAUGAGCGACUAGACCACCUCCAUUGGGAACAACUAGUCACCGUCCAGGAAUUCUCCCGCGUCAAAUCACUGCACUGCCUAUGGCGCUUGUUCCAGAACCACAAAUCAAACAUAAAGCAUGGCUACUACACAACAAAUAUUAAACGUGGCAUGUGUGUAAUAAACCCAGAUGCGGAUUUGGUCAACUCCGGCCGCAGACUACGCAGCUUCUUUGAGUACUGGCUUUCCCAGUGGCAGCAUCUUUUUGAAACCGUGCCCAACGAGGAGGUGAUAGUGAAACAGGCCCUCCAAGCGGAUUGCUUUGUUUACGCAGGUCACGGUUCUGGGCUGCAGUACGUCAACGGUCGCAUAAUUUGCCGGUCUCGGGUUCGCAGCGUGGUUUUUCUAUUUGGUUGCGACUCUACACGCAUGUUGGGCACGGGCCUGUACAGCGCAUUAUAUGGAGCUCAUGAUUAUUACCACGGCGCUCUCUGUCCUUCGGUGGUGGGCACUCUCAUGCCCGCCUUGGAUGGCAAUAUGGAUACAGUUUCGGUGACAAUACUGAGUCUUUGGUUGGCCCCCGGAGAUAACAAAGUGAUGCCAUGGACACAUAUUGAUCGCGUGUCCUGGCUUAAAAAUGGCAUUAUAAAAGGAAAAGAGGAAACCACGCCCACGAUGGACGAACAACCCAACUACCACCUCGGAAGUCUUUGCUCGAUCUUAUCUCUGGUACAGCAAGGAAAAGUGGAACCGAAUAUCUACAACUGCUGCAUUUACGUGUGCCGCGGACUACCCGCAUGGAAUUUGGCCGUGGAAAAGUUGCCUUUAUAGUUAAUUUCGUUGUGGAGUCGAUCUCCCUAAGCAAUGUUUAGCAUGUACAAUAAUAUGAUUUAAUUGAACUACUUCAUUCAAGUGGAAAGUGGUGCUCAAAAGAUUGCAUUAAUAGUAAAUUGUAACACUCAGAAUGGUAAGAAUAAACUAAACAAUUAUAAAUUAAAAACAAA